AUGGAACAUGAAACACUCAAGUAUCUGCUCCCGCGACAAAUGGACAAGCUUAAUGAUCUUUUGUCGAUUUGCAUACGUAAAAUAUAUCAGAAGAAGCGGCACCCCAACAUGGGAGGACUUGAAUCGACAGGUGUUGCCAAUUCGAGAAAUGUCGGAAUGUGUCAAGGUAAAAAACUUCUAAUCACCGCAACGGCGUCUGACAUUCCUCCUGAGGCGGUAACGGGUCUUCAAUGCCAGUACGACUUGUGCCGAGAUUAUUCGCGUCCAAAACUCCAUCGAGAAGGUGGUGGAUGA
This is a messenger RNA of Plasmopara halstedii, 294 nucleotides long. RefSeq lists its product as uncharacterized. The record is from RefSeq and is a predicted model, not a curated record. The transcript is spliced from 2 exons. Bases 1 to 294 code for a protein of 97 amino acids. NCBI's taxonomy places the organism in Eukaryota, Oomycota, Peronosporomycetes, Peronosporales, Peronosporaceae.